UAAUAUUUGAUCAUAAUUUUGAUUAUAUUGCGAUAAAUAAUCAUUCAGAGAAGAUAAGAAACCUUCCAAGAUAUGACUAGGUGACCUAUAUAUGCCGGUUAGAUUAAAUUGUGAAUUACCUUUAUUUAUAGUUAAUUCAAUAGAGUUACAGUUAGAUAUAAUUAUAAUAUUCGUGUGUAAUUCUUAAAGUGAAUUUUCCAUUUGUUUUAAAAAAAAUAUUGCAUGGCACAGUUGUGGGCAACUGGCGGCCCUCGAGCCUUUUUCAUUUGGCCCACCCUACAUUUUCAAAUUGCAUUAGGUAUAGGUAUACAAGUCGAUUUUGCCGUGUUGUCAUUAGAAGCCACACAUCCUAAAAACUCUCACCAAACUGCAAAUAACUAUUUAUAUUUAAAUAUUUAAUUAAAUUAUUUUCAAUAACGUUUUUUGUAUUACCUAUUUCAUUAUAAACAAAAUAAAUGCUAAUUGAUCGAAUAAACUUAGCCCUUAAAGACCUUAAAAAUAUUUUAACCAAUCUAUCACUUGAAAUCGCCCCUGAAAAAUGCAAGUCCGUCAUCUUUACCAGGCGAAGAUACGCCGACCAUUCAAAUACUUUUUUAGACGAAUACACCAUUCCCUUUGCCCCUAAUGUCACCUACCUCGGCCUCACCCUGGAUCCUAAACUUCGUUGGCAACCUCAUCUAUUAUCUCUUUCUGCCUUUACCUCUCGUUGGUCUAAUUUUCUCAAGUCUGUUUCUAACACAUGGUGGGGUUCUUAUCCCAAAUGUCUAUUAUCCAUAUAUAGGUCAAUAAUUCGCUCCAAACUGGAUUACGGCUGUUUCCUUUUCGGUUCGGCCUCUUUCACCAAUUGGAAUAAAAUAAACAAACUUCAAAUUGCAUGUCUUAGAAUAAUUAUGGGUUACGUUAGAUCCACCCCUGGACCAGCUAUUGAAGUUGAGUCCACUUGCCCCCUUUUUAACAUCAGAUGCCGAUGGCUGGCUGGAAAAUUUAUCCUCAAAUCACUAGCCCAAUCCAAUCAAUUUAUAUUCGAUACUUACUAUUCUCUUUCCUUAAAUUGGAGAUAUACACCAAAAUCAAUGCUGGUUCUCUCAAUCGCAGCUAACUCUCUUUCCAAUUUUCAUCAAUAUAUUAUUAAAUCAAAUAAACCUCAAAUCUACGAGCAGUCUUAUGAAUCCCUCCUAUUCACUCCUCUUGUUCACAUUGAUGGUCAAUUCACUAAUCUGUCUUCUCACCAGCUUAAACAAAUGUCUAACUCCGUGGUCAAUAAUAUCCUUUCCAAUCACCUCAAUAUUCUGUUUCCUAACACUUUGGUUAUUUACACUGACGGAUCAGUCUCCCGGUUAUCAGCUGGAUACUCAUUCUAUAUACCCGAGUUGCAUGUCUCUUUCGCUAAUAACCUCCCUCCUACAUCAUCUCUCUUUACUGCAUAGUGUUAUGCAAUCUAUUAAGCCCUUUUAUUUAUUUCAAAUACAGAUCCGGGUAACUACUUAAUAGCUACUGACUCUUUGUCUUGUUUACAAGCCCUAGUUUCCAACCCCUUUAACUCCAAACUAUCCCCUCUUGUUUUUCGCAUUAAGUCUUUUAUAUACUACCUUAAUAAUUCUCAUCGCUCUAUUCAAUUUUUGUGGAUUCCCAGCCACAUUGGCAUACUUUGCAACGAAGUGGCCGACCGGCUAGCCAAAUCCACUGCCAUCACAAUCCUACCUUCCCCAGCUCAAUUACCUUGGACUGAUUUCUCCCCCCUUUUACGCCGUCACAUCCUCAGUCUUUGGUCUACCUAAUGGAAUAAUUUACCCGUUGGUUUUGCUUCCAAAUAUAAAAAUACUGCUCCUAUAAUCUCAAACAACAAAACUUGGUUUAACAACCUGAACCUACCUAGAACAACAAUUGUACGUUUUAACCGCCUCCGCGUGGGCCACUCUCUCUUACCAGACCACGCCUAUAAACUUGGUCUAAAUGACUCUCCCAUGUGCACUCUGCAUACCACUGA
Myzus persicae (green peach aphid) is the source of this 1987-nucleotide messenger RNA. RefSeq lists its product as uncharacterized. The coding region runs from base 456 to 1427 and encodes 323 amino acids. The transcript has a single exon. Lineage: Eukaryota; Metazoa; Arthropoda; Insecta; Hemiptera; Aphididae. The record is from RefSeq and is a predicted model, not a curated record.